Messenger RNA from Anneissia japonica, 1524 nucleotides. RefSeq names its product nucleoredoxin-like. The transcript has 8 exons. NCBI's taxonomy places the organism in Eukaryota, Metazoa, Echinodermata, Crinoidea, Comatulida, Comatulidae. Gene Ontology annotation, molecular function: thioredoxin-disulfide reductase (NADPH) activity. Bases 119 to 1372 code for a protein of 417 amino acids. The record is from RefSeq and is a predicted model, not a curated record.
CUAGAAAAGACCUUAGCUCAAUACUUUCCUUAUUGACAUUAAAGAGACUGCGCUGCCUCAUCUCAUUCGUAGAUUAACUUGCCUUUGGAGACUUCUCUGUUUGUGUAACUGCUUAAAAAUGGCUCUUGUCAAGUUGUUGGGUGAGAAGCUACUUAACAAGUCGGGGGAACUGAUCGACGUUACCUCUCUAGUUGGGGAAGGAAAGGUAGUUGGCCUGUAUUUUUCGGCACACUGGUGUGGACCUUGCCGGAACUUCACACCCAAACUGAGUGAAUUUCACAACACAUUGAAGCUUGGUGAGAAAAAAGAUGUUUUUGAGAUUGUCUUUGUCAGUUCUGAUCGUGAUGAGCAAGCGUUCGACGAAUAUUACAAGAGUAUGCCAUGGCUUGCCCUGCCAUUUGCAGAUCGAAGCCGAAAGAAUAAAUUAUCAAGCAAGUUCAAAGUGCGUGGUAUUCCAACAUUAGUUUUUGUGGACAGUGUGACGGGUAAUUCAGUCAUAACGUCCGGAAGGGAGAAAGUCAUGUCAGAUCCCGAAGGUGUCAACUUUCCAUGGAAACCAAAGGAGUUUGCAGAAAUUUUAGGAAGUGUUGUCCAGAAUAAUGCUGGCGCUGACAUUGCUACAGAGACAUUGAAAGGGAAGCAUUUAUGUCUCUAUUUUUCUGCACAUUGGUGUCCUCCGUGUAAGACUUUUACUCCUGCUCUAGUUGAAACUUACAAGAAAAUUAAGGAGCGAGGAGUUGAGAUGGAGAUGAUAUUUGUGACUUUUGAUCGGUCAGAGGAAUCAUUCAAAGACUACUACAGCAAAAUGCCGUGGCUUACAAUACCAUAUGCUGACGAGGAACGGCGAAAAGAAAUGGCACAAGUUUUUGAAAUCAAUGGGAUCCCUGCCUUAGUUGUGCUGGAUGAGAAUUGGAAACUAAUAACUAGUAGUGGUAGAGAAAGUGUGAAGAGGGAUCCAGAGGGCAAGGAGUUCCCAUGGCUACCAAAGCCAGUGAACGAGCUGAAUGAGGGAACCUCUUCGCCAAUCAAUGAAGAGCCUUGUGUUGUAUAUUUCACUAGUUCUGAGGCUGAAAAUGUUGAUAGUGAAUUGGCAAUGAUGGAACCUAUAGCUGCAAGCUUUAUUGAGAAGGCUAAGGUGUCUGGUGAUGAUGUGCCUAUAUUCUUUGUCGGUGGAUCAGAUGAAAUUGUUUGCUCACUUCUGGAAUUCCUCAAAGUGAAGGACGAAGAAUUGCCUCUUCUAGCAGUUCUUGAUAUUCCCGAGCAGCGUUGGUACCGAGCGCCAGAUAAAGAAAUAACGGCAGAAGUUAUCACCAGCGUGACGCAAAAGUUUCUUGACGAUGAAUUAGAAUUUCAGGUGUUGUCUGGAAAAUAAGAUGUUGAUCCACAUCAAUAUUAACAUGCUUUGAUAUUCCAGAUAUCAUGAAUUUAGCACAUAUAUUUUUAUAAAGAGAAUGGCCAAAAUUUAUGCACAUUGGCCAACACAUGUCAAUCAACCUUUAAACUUAAUAUUUUAUGUUCAACACC